CGUUCCUGUUUCUCUAAUUUGGGGGUAAGAAGGAACGAUGCCCACCAUAGGACACCAGAGCCAGGCGAGUUUUCUGGACCCGGCAUCCCCACCCUGCAUCCACCCUCGGAGCCCCUGACCAUCAUCGGGUUCGAAGGUGCUCAGUUGCAUGCACUUUAGAACUGUCGUCACUCUGCAGAAACCAAGUCCGGCCAUGACAGGCUCGGACACAUGGCCAUGAACAAAACACAUAUUUGUGCUUUACUGCGUUUGCAUGGUGUUUCUGUGAGAACUGCAGGACGCAGCCAGGCCCCGCCUCCUGCGGGCUUUGAGCGCGUGGACCAGACUUCGCCGGAUGUUGAUGGCGUCGCUUAGCAACGAGAGAUGGCGGAGCCGGAGGACCAGGCUGACGGGACACACCUAGAGGGCGAACAAGCUUCUGAAGAGGAGAAGGAACAGCAGCAUGCCGAAGGCCGUGAGGCGUCGCCAACAAUGGAAAACGAUGGCCAAGAAACUGAUGAGGGUGCAGAUGCCACCAAGGGUCCUGAAGAGGACGAUAGAGCAGAGAGCGAAGGCAGAGUUGAAGGGAAAAUGGAAUCCACUGGAGAGGCUCCCCAAGAAACGGAAGUGGAAUCCAUUGGAGAGGCUGCUCCAGAAAUGGAAGAGAAAUCCUCUGGAGAGACCACACCAGAAUUAGACAUCGAACACACUGGAGAGACCAUAUCGGAAGUGGACGUGGACGCCGUUGGAGAAGACAGCCUAGACAUGAAUUCCAUUGGAGAGGCUGCUCCAGAAACGGAAGAGAAAUCCUCUGGAGAGGCCACACCAGAAUUAGAAAUCGAACACAUUGGAGAGACCAUAGCGGAAGUGGAUGUGGACGCCAUUGGAGAGGCCAUCCUAGAAAUGCGCUUGGAAUCCAUUGGAGAUGCCGGACCAGAGAUAGGAGUGGAGCCCACCGUAAAGGCCAGCUCUCCAGAGGAGGAUGUCCCAGAUGGGGGACUUGACAUUUCCGAAAGAGAAAUGUCUGAGACCUACACCUUCUCAGAGAUGGAUGACUUCUCAGAAAGGAUCAGCUCCCCAGAGUUCACCUGCUCAGACGUCAGCCCCUGGGAAAUGCCUGCAGAGGAAGCCAAUGCUGCCUAUCUGUAUGAAAGAACCAGACAGGACUCUGCUGACCCAUCCCAGCAAGCCUUGGGCAUAUAUGAGACGGUGGAAUCCAGCCAGGACAGCCAGCUGAGAUCCCCAGAGUGCUCUACUCAGAAAGUCUUUCCUAUGGGGACGAGACAUCGCUUCAGGAUGAGCAUCAUGGGAAGCCUGGCUUCCUCGGAGGCUGAUGAUUUCCACCCAGAGGCAGAGCAACCAUCAGCCUGAGAACCCGCCACUAGACCGCCUGGGCCCCGGGAAGAAACCCGGAUACAGUUUCGAGACCAUGUCCAGCCCGCCAGCCCUGAGGAAGAGACCGCGGAAGAGACCGCGGUCGAAAGAGUAGUGUCUGAAGGAAGUGACGAGGCAGACGACGAAAGUACCCAACUGGUGGUGCUGGACCCAGACCACCCCCUGAUGGUCAGAUUCCAGGAGGCCCUGAAGAGCUACCUCAACCGGCAGAUGGACAAACUGAGGCUGGACAUCCAAGAGUUGGAUGUGGCCACCAAGCAAAGCCGAGUCCAGAGGCAGGAGCUGGGCGUGAACCUGUAUGGGGUCCAGCAGCACCUGGCCCGCCUGCAGAUGCAGCUGGAGAAGAGUCAUGACCGGCACUCUCUGGCUGCCUGCGAGAGGAGGCGGCGGGAGGAGGAGCUGCAGACCACCCGGGCCCUCUACAACAAGACCUGCACAACUGUCAACGAGGAACGAAGGAAGUUGGCGGCCCUGCAGAUCGAGAUGGAGAACCUGGCUCUGCACGUCUUCUACAUGCAGAACAUAGACCAGGAUGUGCGUGAUGACAUCCGCGUGAUGAAGCAGGUGGUGAACAAGACCGAGACAGAGAAGAUGCGUGCUGAGAUAGAGAAGAAAAAGCAGGAUCUCUUCGUGGACCAGCUCACCGAAAGGGCCCACCAGCUGGAAGAAACCAUCUCCCUGUUUGAGGCUCAGUACGUGUCCCAGGCUGAGGACACUCGGAUUCUACGGAAAGCAGUGAGCGAGGCCACCACAGAGAUUGACAUCAUUGCGUUGGAGAAGAAACGCAUCCUACAGCAGUGGACCACCAGCCUAGUGGGCAUGAAGCACCGUAACGAGGCGUACAGGACCGUGCUGGAUGCGCUCAGGGAGUGUGAGCAUCAGGUCAAGUCCAUAGACGGUGAGAUCGAGGCCUACAAGAGGUCCAUCAUGAAGGAGGAAGAGAAGAAUGAGAAGCUGGCCCGCCUCCUGAACCGCUCAGAGACUGAAGCCAUGUUAAUACAGAAAAUGACCACCCAGUGCUUAAACAAGCAAGAGGUUCUGCAGAGCGAGUUCAACACCUACCAGCUCGCCCUGCAGGACACGGAGGAAAUGCUCAACAAAAGCUACCUGGAACAGUCAGGGGUCAUGAACGAACUCCAGGUUGCCCGCCAGGCUGUCCAUCAAGAGCAGGAGCUACGGCACAAGAUGGACGCCUCCAUCCUGGACAAGCUGCAGGAACACGGGACCUCCAGCAAGAUGACCAUGUACUUUCAACAGCUCCUUCGGAAGCUGCAGAAGGAAAAUACCAACCUGGUGACACAUCUUUCAAAAAUUGACGGCGACAUCGCUCAGGCUACCCUGGACAUCACCAACACCAGCUGCAAGGUAGACAUGCAUAAGAAGACGCUGGUGGAGCUGGACAAGGACGUGAAGCGGCUCAAUGACCUCAUCACCAACAGCGAGAGCGAGAUCGUCCGCCGAACCAUCCUCAUCGAGAGGAAGCAGAGCCUCAUCAACUUCUUCAACAAGCAGCUGGAGCAGAUGGUGUCCGUGCUGGGGGGGGAGGAAGUUGGACCCCUGGAACUGGAGAUCAAAAGGCUGUCGAAGCUGUCUGAAGAGCAGAACUCGGGAGUGGCUGAGGCACAGAUGACCUGGCUGCGUCUGCAGCAGGAACUGGUCCAGGUCACACAUGAGCGCGAAGAGCAGCUGGUCUCCCUGGACCAACUCAAGAAGGAGAUGCACAUCAUGGAGCAAAAGAAAAUUCGCAUAGAGAACAAGAUUGAGCAAGAGAAGAAAGACCAGAAGGAGAUUCGCCGCCACAUGAAGGACCUGGGCAAUGACCUGACCAAGCUCAACAUGCUGCUGGGCAAGAACCGGACCGAGUCGGAGCAGCUGCAGCAGAGCAGCCUGCUGGCUGAGACAGAGUUCGUGCGCACCCUGAAGGAUGCAGAGCGAGAGACCAUCCAGAUGCAGGAAAAGCUGGUGCAGCUCCAAGAGGAAAAGGCCACCCUCCUCAACAGCCUAGUGGAGGCCGAACAUCAGAUCAUGCUGUGGGAGAAAAAAAUCCAACUGGCAAAGGAGAUGCGCACGUCAGUGGAUUCUGAGACCGGGCAGACAGAGAUCCGUGCCAUGAAGGCCGAGAUCCACAGGAUGAAGGUCAAGCAUGGACAGCUACUGAAGCAACAGGAGAAGAUGAUCCAUGACAUGGAGCUGGCCGUGGCCCGCAGGGAGACCAUCAUAACCAAGGCUGAAGGGCAGAGCAAGGCAGACAAGAAGAUCAUUACCAGGACAGACUUCCACUUCCAGCAGAAUGAGCUGCGGAGGAAGAUCAGGGACACACACAAGGCCACAGAGGACUGCAGCAAGACUAUCUCGGGACUGGAAGAAACUCAAAAGCUCCUGAGCAGCAACCUUCAGGAGAAGCAGCAACACCUGUCAAAUAUGCAGGGUGACAUUGACGUCCUGGAAGGAGAGGUCAACCAGCUCACUACUCUCAAACGGCAGAACCUUUUGGAUAUCGUGGCCCUGCAGACACGUGCCAAGUACCUGCAGGCUGCAAUCGAUGGGAAGUAUGUGUUCCUGCACCGCAACAGCAAGGCCCAGCUGUUGGAACGCAAGAAGCUGGACAUCCGGCUGACCCAGCUCAGCGCCGUCCUCUCCCAAGUACAGGAAGACUACCCCCAUUUCCAGGAGGAGCUACAAAAGAUUCAGCAGAGGAUCGCCAGCAAACUGAAAUCCCCAGAGGCCUCCUAGACAGCACUUGGCCCACACCUGCCAAGGCUGCCCAGAAGGAGAGCCAGGGAACCCCCCCCCCGUGUCCCAAAAAGCCAUGUGUCCCUAGAAUGACACCUGUGUGAUUCACAGCCACUCUGCUGUUCACAGCGGCUGUGAUGCAGCGUUCCCGAUCCACUGAGGUGGACAUGCCAGCCUGCAGGGGCAUUACUGGGGACUGCUAGCCUCUCUCCCCUCGGGCUUACCCAUCCAGGUAAAGACCAUUCUACCGCAGUUCCACAGGGCAGCCCACACCCGUCACGCUGACCUGGGACGGGCCCCCUCGGCUCUGUGGAACAAGAAAGGGAGUGAAGGCCCUCGGGAACAAGGUAGAGUGCUUGCCCACCCGAUACCCAGAAGCCACCUUCUCUCUGGCUCCUCACCUCCACCAGAAAGAAAGCUUAGCCUUCUCCGGGCCCCCACCUCAGACCAAAACCCAAAGAUCAAAGCCAAGGACCCCAGGAUCCCGAGCGCGGCAAAUGUCUGCGGAGGGGGCAGCUAUGUCAGUGAAGGGGCACCCACCCGUCUGCCGGCCGUCCACCGACCUCUGACCCCUCUCUUCACCCCGGCCUCCCCCACCCUGGGUUUCUGAGUUACCCUUUCACUUAUGCAGGUGUGAAACAGAAAAAUGUCCUGUGGAAUAAUCUCAGCUUUAAACUUUACAGCAGAUAAAU
Phodopus roborovskii (desert hamster) is the source of this 4799-nucleotide messenger RNA. It is a transcript of the gene Ccdc40, whose product is annotated as coiled-coil domain containing 40. Gene Ontology annotation, biological process: axoneme assembly; epithelial cilium movement involved in determination of left/right asymmetry; heart looping. The transcript is spliced from 21 exons. Gene Ontology annotation, cellular component: cilium; cytoplasm. Lineage: Eukaryota; Metazoa; Chordata; Mammalia; Rodentia; Cricetidae. The record is from RefSeq and is a predicted model, not a curated record.